AUGUCGCAGACACAGACUAUGAAAGCAGUAGUGUAUCAAGAGCCUUUCAAGGUAUCGAUCGAAGAGCGCCCUGUCCCGGAACUAGAACACCCGGACGAUGCAUUGAUCAAAAUCACUACAGCUGCCAUCUGCGGAUCUGACCUACACAUGUAUCAAGGGCGGACAGCCGCACAAGGCGGGUUAUGCUUUGGGCACGAGAAUAUGGGUAUCGUGAUUGAGACCGGCACGGGUGUAAGCCUGCUUCAGAAGGGCGAUAGGGUUGUGAUGCCUUUUAACGUCGCCGAUGGGCGGUGCAGGAAUUGUGAGGAGGGAAAGACGGCUUUUUGCACAGGAGUCAAUCCCGGAUUCGCCGGCGGUGCGUAUGGCUAUGUGGCAAUGGGACCCUACCAAGGAGGACAAGCGCAGUUCAUCCGCGUGCCGUACGCAGAUUUCAACUGCCUCCCCCUGCCCGCCGGCACAGAGCACGAGAGCGACUUCAUCAUGCUAGCUGACAUCUUCCCCACGGGCUGGCACGGCGUCGAGAUCUCCGGCUUCCAGCCCGGCGAGAGCAUUGCUGUCUUUGGCGCUGGGCCGGUGGGUCUCAUGGCUGCGUAUUCCGCUGUCUUGCGCGGUGCGAGCCAGGUGUAUGUGGUGGAUUGUGUGCGCGAGCGCUUGGCGGCGGCGGAGAAAAUCGGCUGCGUGGCUGUGGACUUUUCAAAGGUGGAUGCGGUGCCAUUCAUCGUGGAGAAGAAUGGCGGUAUGGUGGAUAGGAGUGUGGAUGCGGUGGGCUAUCAGGCUUCGGCGGUGGAUGGGAAGAAAGAAGCCCCGUCUAUUGUGCUGGAGAAUUGUAUCAUGGUCACUCGACCGACGGGGGGUAUCGGUGUCCCGGGCCUUUACGUACCAAGUGAUCCUGGAGCACCGGAUAGCAACAGUGGAAGUGGGAAACUGUUGAUAAGUUUUGGAAAGUUGUUUGAAAAGGGUCUCACAAUCGGAACUGGUCAAUGUAACGUCAAGACCUACAAUCGUUACCUCCGAGAUAUGAUUAUUUCGGGGCGUGCAAAGCCUUCUUUUGUUGUGUCGCAUGAGAUUGGCAUUGAUGAAGCGCCGGGCGCUUAUGUCAAGUUUGACAAGAGAGAAGACGGAUAUACCAAGGUUUUGAUUCACCCUAAUGGCCCAGUAGCCUAG
Messenger RNA from Lachnellula hyalina, 1164 nucleotides. RefSeq names its product putative zinc-type alcohol dehydrogenase-like protein (gene yycR). NCBI's taxonomy places the organism in Eukaryota, Fungi, Ascomycota, Leotiomycetes, Helotiales, Lachnaceae. The transcript is spliced from 6 exons. The record is from RefSeq and is a predicted model, not a curated record. Gene Ontology annotation, molecular function: zinc ion binding; oxidoreductase activity. The coding region runs from base 1 to 1164 and encodes 387 amino acids.